UCGUGAGUGUACAGUCCGAUCGUUCACAGUUUCGCGGUGUCCGUCGUCAUCAUCGUCUCAUUCAGGACCAGCAGCAGGACAGCACGACCUCCGAUCGGUCGUGGUAUCAUUCGGCCGUACUUUCAGUGUUUGCGGUUGAGUGUAGUAGUACUGGUUCAUCGCAGUUGCUAAUUCGCAUCACUCCCGUUCCUCGAUCAACACACUUCAAUCGCUCAUUCAUCGACAUCGGCUCGCGUCGUCUCAUCGAAAUCGACACUCGAUAGAAAAAAAGAGUAGAGCAGCAGCAGCAGCAGCAGUACAAUUUCACACGCCCGUGCUGAAGAGGAAACACGAAACGAAGGUGAUCCACUUCCAGCGCAGGGUUCCCAGCUAAGCUAGAUUCAUGGGGUUUGAGUAGAACACGAAUUCCAACCUACGACUGACUGCGGAUUCUGAUUGGGGUGAGAACAUCCAGAUCACAUAAACACACAUACGGACUACGAAACAAUAGCUGCAGCUAGAGAUGAUUGUUCACUGGUCGUGUUGUGUAUUACUAAUACCAAUGGAUUUUAAAAUCGCAGAGUGCGUUUGACGUUAUCGGACUGCACAUAUCGGACAGUUAGUGCGGAGUGCUUGCGCACAUAUUUGCGCGAAUCGUUGACGUUGUCUUGUAAAGGUUACGUUCGAAUGACAAUCCGUCUGGAAUAGAAUAAUAGUUUUGCUUCAAUCACGCGCUUCUUCAAAAGAUCACAUCACCAUUAGCAGUAGUUGUUGGUUGCUAAUCUAUAGAAACCGAAACGCUGAGAUACGCUGCUCAGUGAGGGAUGCUCUCUGCGAUUCGAGAGCAUCGAGUUCAAUUCGGUGCCUGUUUUGGGGGGAGAUCAAAGCGAUUAUUGUGCAGUGUCUAGCAGCCGAAUCAGUCGAUAGUGAGUGAAUGCUCUGGCUGGUGGUUGCCCGGCUUUGUGAUAGUCUUGAGUUCCAAUCGACCUGAAGUCGCGAAUAGCUUCAAGUGCACGUACGUCGUCGGGCUGAAUAGUGUUCAACUAACGGAAAAAAGCCGUGUCAUCCUUGGCCCUAUGUACAUAAAUCCGUAAACUGCAGGGAUCGAGUUGUGCUGUACUCUCGCAGUCGCAUGCAUACAAACGAGCUAUUUACAUAAACAGUCAUUUGAACACGCCAUCGGGCCGGAUAAGUUUGCAACGCAGUGAUAAUGAUUCCACGCACAUAGUCGCCCUCUGGUUGCGAGACGGUGACGAAACCUGCUACGUUGUGUGCAGUUUGACUGCAUCUCUCCGUCGAUAGUUGAAUACACGAUUCGAUCAGAAGUGGUGCAUUUGGUGUGAAACAAAUUACAUCAAACCUUGCCAGGGGAAUCCAAUGCACCGUGCCCCGUUUGGCUACGCUUCACCGAUAAGUUCCGCGAGUGGGUAGGCCGCCGGUAGGAAGGUGAAGAAUUUCCGAGUGUUACAAAAAAGCGUGGAUAUUGUGGGCUGUGUCAAGUAAAAGUAAAUCCCGAGCGAUUGAUAGUAAAUUUAGUAAGCAACGCCAAGUUAAUCUGGAAACUAUCAGAUUGGGAUCCGCGUUGCGGUUCGUGGAAUGUGGCGUUUCCUAUACACCCCACCCAACACCCGCAGCUUUGUGUUCUACUCCGCGUGAAAACGCUACAGCGGAGAAGCUCAUGUUGAGAUUUUUUUAAUUAAAUAGGUUUGCUUUAUCAUUACCCAUCACCGAGCAUUGUAUUAUUUUGUACGUCGGUAGGCCAUUGGUGAUGAUUCGUUAAUAGUCGCACGCUUCGGAAAUUAUACUCGAGUGGCUUAGUAGUGUAUUUAUUAGUGGCAAUCAUUGUUCAGUGCAUUAGAUAAGAGAUUCAGUGGUGCCGGUUCACCGUACAAGAAAAAAAUUGUCGAAAAGAGCAGUAAAAUAUUGCUGCUAAAUAGAAAGUGUUUUUUAUUUUAUGGUUGUUUAGUGAUUUCCGGUCAUCUGUGAAGUGUGAAACGAAGUCAGGUUGUUCAGUUUGAAAGGAUUUCGAUUUUCGGUAGCCUCGUUGGAAUCAGCGUGCAGCUCCCCGAUUGGUGUCAGCUUGGUUUCUCAUCAACAAAACCGGUGUUUACCUCACCUCAAACGAGUUACAAACCCAACAAUCUGCAAAUAUUUCGGCUAUAGCUCGAUCCUACGGCGGAACUCAUUACGCGUACCAAUGGUGAGCUAACAAUUACUGUACAAGGUUUACAGACCACCAAACCUUACCGAACAAGAAGUGGGGCUGCUCGUUGACGCGUUUAGUUUCAACCUCCCUAACGACUCCCGAGCGCGACGUAGACAUCGAUAGGUCACUGGAAAGGGCUAUUAACUAUCGCCGGCUGGCAAGCUUUCGAGGGCUCAGCGAACCGACCUCGGGUGAUUGCGAACCUUAGACCAGAGCUAUGUUAAAUUGUACCGAUCUUGCCUGUGUGCUGCACCAUCAUCACUUCUACGCGCAUCUACAUCACCUGAAGCAUCAUCUGCAAGAUGACCACGACCAUCAUGGGCACGGUCAUCACGAGGCUCACGAUCAUCAUGACUCAGCUGUUGGAGAGGGGAGUGACGUAGACAAUAACAACAUACAGGAUUUACUAAACGAUACCGAUUCAGAACUUUCCUCCCUAUCGCAUGUUGAUGCUCCGAACGAUGUCCUGUAUAUGGUUUGCGGAGUCGUCAUUGCCAUGCUCCUCGUGGGCCUCAUCAUAGUUUUAGUAGCAGUCACAAUCAGCAAAUUGAGAAAACGCGAAGAAUCCAGCGUUAGUCCAGUGACGGCGACAAACGUGGAGGCUCCACCGUCGCAUCUUCACCACAACAACAGUAGCAGUUAUAACAAUAACAACAACAAUAACAGCAACAACCAUCACCAUAAUCAUCAUAGCAGUAGUAACCACAGCAGCCAACAGCAUCAGCUAGAGAAUGGAUACUCGGUGCCAACGCCGGUGGCCUUCCGACAGAGCCCGUCAAGUGUGUGGGUGUUUCCACCGUUGCCACCGCAGCCCAAUCUCUACAACUACAACGCCAAUAGUCAAGACGCGUUAGUGCAGAACGAGAAAGGCCUAAAGGGACUGAAGCGACAGCUUUCCGGCCGUUUCAAGCGGUUGGUAUCGCGAAAAUCGCACGAACCAGCCCCGGUGAUACCACCCGAACUGAAGCCCCAGCUGAAGACCAUCUACGUUUAUUAAUAAUAAUAAUAAUAAUAAUUUUAAUGAUAGUGACGAUAAUAACUAGGCGUAAUUGUGCUACAAAAUCGAUAAUCGUUAAUACUAUUGAUUAGUGUUCAGUCGAUUUAUGUUUGUCUGUUGCCUGACAGCGCAGAUCGCGGUGCGUUAGGAGAAUUUUAUUUUUUUAUUUGUUUGUUUUAUGUCCUGAGCUUUUUUUCGUUCAAGUAAACAGUGUUUAGACCAUACGUCAAACGUGGAAAACAAAAAUUAAAAUUGAUAUUAAAAGUUUUAGAAAUUCAGUUUUUUUAUGAUUUCCAAAAAUCAAUUGCCCAGAUAAGCAAAUUUUUCGAAAUUAAGUUAUAUAGUAAUAGAUUGAUAUUUAUCGCCAUUCCAGUUCGUGAUAUGACGUGUAUUCAGAUGAUGUACUAGUUGAAUCCUUGAAUUUUGAAAAAUCUGCUCACUGAGCACGAAAUGCAUUGUAAAAUCGAGUCCAAGCAGAAGAAGUAAUUAUUAUUAUUAGUAAAUCUAGAAGAAGACUGACACACAGAUCAACCUUUCUUAAGGCAAGCUGUAGGAAGCAAGGAUGAAAGUUCAUUUACACCUUAAACUAGGUAACUGAGAGUAGUGGAGAGGUUUCUUCUUUCUAUGUAGUUGCGAACGGUCAGUGGCCUUCAGUGGUUGGAAACCGUGCCUAACAUGUUCUUUCUCUCAGCGCUGUUUGUUUUCUGUUCAGUUUCAAGUAUUUUCAGAUUAUUUCUAGAAUCUAGAACCAAGCAGUUUUAACUUAAUACCUACUUUAAAAUUUACAACAAAAAAAAACUCAAUAAGAACAAAAUAAACUGAGGAAAAAAAAGAACAAAAAGCAAUACAAAAACAUUUACAAAAAGAAUGCUAGAAUAGUCAACGGCGGUAGCCCGUGUUGAAAGAGCUUAAUCAUUUCUGUUAUAAGUAGAAAGAAGGAGGAGAUAUUUAUUCGUAGAUACAAUCAGCGCCCCCUCCCCUCUUAAGUGCUAGGCAGCUUAAUAUAGAUUCCGUUGAACAAACUGCAUUACGCUAUAGUUGAAUAAAUUGCAAAAACAGAACAGCAGUAGGUGGAGAAAUAAUCCAGUGGUGCCAGCCGGUAUAGCAGAAGCUUAUUAGAAAACGCACAACGUUGAUGAACUCGACAUCAAACUUAUCGAUCACAAAUAUCACGUUCAGAGAGACUCAUAAACUUUGCGGAUAAGUCGAACAAAUCAGCCAAAACGCGAAAGUCAAUUGUGUUACUAUGUAGAGAUGAGGACAGGGCUAGUAGAAAAAAGAACCGACAUAAGUAAAUCGACACAGAGAAAAGAUAGGCAGUAGGAGGGAAGUUCACUCACAUUGAGUGCCGAAUGCACAAAUACAUACACGCAGGCACGUGCGCACGGAUAGCUGCAGUCGGUGCUGCAGAGAUAGCUGACCGCCGAACGGUUGGGUGUAUUUGUGUGACCAACAAAAGUGUAUGAAACUUGUAAUUUAAAUAAAUGCGAUGAAUUGAAAAAAAUCGAACAGAA
Malaya genurostris is the source of this 4696-nucleotide messenger RNA. Its product is annotated as myb-like protein A. NCBI's taxonomy places the organism in Eukaryota, Metazoa, Arthropoda, Insecta, Diptera, Culicidae. The transcript has 8 exons. The coding region runs from base 2403 to 3182 and encodes 259 amino acids. The record is from RefSeq and is a predicted model, not a curated record.